This is a messenger RNA of Metschnikowia bicuspidata var. bicuspidata NRRL YB-4993, 3210 nucleotides long. RefSeq names its product protein kinase. Gene Ontology annotation, cellular component: cytoplasm. The transcript has a single exon. The record is from RefSeq and is a predicted model, not a curated record. Gene Ontology annotation, biological process: intracellular signal transduction; microtubule cytoskeleton organization; protein phosphorylation. NCBI's taxonomy places the organism in Eukaryota, Fungi, Ascomycota, Pichiomycetes, Serinales, Metschnikowiaceae. The coding region runs from base 460 to 3057 and encodes 865 amino acids. Gene Ontology annotation, molecular function: protein serine/threonine kinase activity; tau-protein kinase activity; ATP binding.
CUGCACUCCUCGUGACCAUACUUGAACGUCGCUAUUCUCCUCUUCUACAAUUAUUUCAAAAUCUUCUCCUUCACCACCAGCAUAUGGUAGAGCAUCCCUGAGACAUUCAGUAUCGUUGCACCCCCACGCAGCUGCAAACCCUUUAUUUGUUUCGUCUCAAAAUUUGUUCUCACACAGGUUGUUAUUCUCAAUUGAGCUCCACGAAAUCUUAGCUACGCUUUUUUGAAUCGCGAAAUUACGAUUCCAUAGUACUUUUUUUUGCGAGCUGUCAUCGGGUUUUCUUUGUUCCACGCCUUUAGGAAACCACAAAAACACAUCAAGAUUCAUCCCUUACCUCGCACACGCCACAUUCCCCCAAGUUCCCAUUUUGACCAUUGCACACAUUCCGGCCCUUUUACUUACUCGAAACAUAAUCCCUAAGUCAUCGUCACGUGUUCAUACCUUCCGAACGUAGCUCACAUGUCGACUGCCACUAGCAUUGCCAGUAGAUCAUACUUCGAUCACCAAAACGCUGACACCUCUGUAUCAGAUCUCGGAGAUCAGACGGGCAAUAACCGGUCAUCUGUUGUUUCCAGGAGCAGCGCCACACCGAAAAAAAGUCACCGGGAGAUCCGUUUCGGAGCCUAUAUACUUGGUUCUACUCUUGGCGAGGGUGAGUUUGGGAAAGUUAAACUAGGAUGGCGCAAAGAUGGCAAACAUCCAAGCCAGGUGGCAAUCAAACUUAUAAAACGAGACACGAUCGUGAAGGAUCUGGAAUCUGAAAUUAAAAUCUAUCGUGAAAUCAACUCCUUGAGGUUACUUAACCACCCGAACAUUGUGAAUCUCGUUGAGGUCUUGAAGAGCGGGAAAUACAUCGGCAUUGUCCUAGAAUAUGCUUCUGGGGGUGAAUUAUUUGAUUUCAUUUUGAAACAAAAGUAUCUCAAGGAAAACGUGGCUAAAAAGCUUUUUGCCCAGCUAGUUAGUGGUGUUGACUAUAUGCAUUCAAAGGGUCUUAUCCACCGGGAUUUGAAACUAGAGAAUCUUUUAUUGGACAAACACAAGAACAUCGUCAUCUCAGAUUUCGGGUUUGUGAACUCGUAUAACAAAUCCAAAAAUGAUCUCAUGAAGACUUCUUGUGGCUCGCCUUGCUACGCCGCCCCCGAAUUGGUCUUGACUCAAUCCCCGUACGCUGGACGCAAGGUGGAUAUUUGGUCAAUCGGUGUAAUUCUUUACGCCAUGCUUGCAGGUUAUUUACCUUUUGAUGAUGAUGCCGAAAACGAAGACGGUGCUGACAUCGUCAAGUUGUACAAUUAUAUAUGCAACAACCCACUCACAUUUCCUGAGUAUAUUUCCCCAUUGGCGAGAGAUUUGCUUAGAAAAAUCAUUGUGCCAAAUCCGGCCAAAAGAAUUUCAAUGGACGAGAUUCGGAGUCAUCCAUGGCUAGCUCCUCAUGCAAACUUGUUGUCUAUCAGACAACUGGAGUGGGACAGAAUCAUAACCGAGGACAAGGAGAGACGUGCCGCUUCCCGUUUGGUGGACACAAAUAAGCAGAAGAGAUACUCGAUGUUCAACGAGACAACGAGCUCCUCGGCCUUAAUGCUUAAUAAUUCCGCAAAAACUCCACACGGUCGGUCCUACACGUCAAACUCAAACAUCAUUUACGCAAACCCGACGACACUGUCUUCGUUUGCGAAUGUUGUAGCGUUGCCAAAUGAUAUCAGACUGGAUUCAUCCACUUCUGUCUGGUCGAACUCUAAUGCACAAGCUCCGUAUGGUAAAAGUGGACGAAGCGACGAAGCUUCACCAACCAGAUCUGAUAAAGCCUCCUUUCCGCGUGGGCACACGAAGUCCACGUCCAUGUCUGGAUCUUAUCCUUCCGCGAGCUUUGCUCUCAAGGCGAUUGUUUCAGAGCAUGAUAAACCAACUGAAAAUGAAUCGAAUCAAUCAGUGAGCACGCCUCGUGUCGAUUUGAGUCGUGUGUCUACUUUCACCGGAAACAUUCCAACAAUUGCCGAAAGCCCUACUCUGACCGAGAUUGAGAGAACAGUCAACGGAGUGGCAAAGAAUUUUGUGCCGAUGGUGGAAAGAUUGCCACAUGGUCAAAGAAGACCUCGCCCAACGUCAUAUCACCCAGGUUCAAUGAGCAGUUCGCUCAGUUUGGUCAGUACCCACUCUGCUGCAGUCCUAGACUACAUAAAGAUGAGCCCUCCCAUGAAUUUAUCAGCGCCUCAGUUUCGAUCAGCGUCUCCCACAAAAAGCUUGCAUAAAGUGGAUUCAGCUGUGGAUUCCGAGACACAUAGCAGUCCAGGUUCGCUGUCUACCAUUCCAACUCGGAAUUCUACACGAAGAGACUCGGUUGUGACCCCUAUAAAUGUGAAUGGUGUGCUAUCAUCAGACAUCCAUUCGCAAGAAAACAAACGAAAUUUGGUCUUGAGCUAUCUCGAGGAUAAAAUGGAUACCUUGGAACUUACUGAGCUGCACAGUCCUGUCCGUGUAUCAGUCCAGGAUUGGGAAAUGUCCAAAGCAUCGGAGCUUCAAAAACCAGGGGCAGUAUCUUCGGUUCACGAGAAUCCAGAAAUUAAACUGUCAAGAGUUCCUGGCUCUACUGAAUCGCCGAUUGCGGAGCUACUUAAAUUGUGUGAAUCUAGUCCUAAACGAGAGAACUUGUCCGAAAAAGGCAUCGAAGACUCGGAAGCUCCCCAAAAAGAAAGUCGAAAAUCAGAGGUCAUACAACGCAGAGAUCGUGACAAAGAGAAUAGAGAAGUCAGGAGAAACAAAAAGAAAAACAGGUUUAGCAUCUUGUCUUUUUACAGCACUUCAAACGCAUCAUCCAACACCAUCUCUUCAUCCGCUAAAAAGGUCCUUGAACCUUCGAAUGAAGCCAAUUUGUCUCUUUCUUCGGGUCAAAAGGAUCAGAAAGUCGCGGAGUCAUCAACCUCCGUUAAUGCAUCGCUGACAAAACGAACUUCGACAAGUACUGCAAGCACUAACACGAGCACCUUUGUUAAUGGCAGAGAGGCGAGUGCAGCUCGUAAAGUGAUGAACUUUUUUAAGCGUAAAAGUGUGAGGAUUGGUUGAUCUGUAUGAUCAAUGUGCAGCGAGAUGCCUUCAUCUCAACAACAUGAUAAUUGUAACGAAAUGAAUAAUGUUUAAUGAAAUCAAUAUUAAAGAUUCAAACGAUACGUACAAGUUGAUGCCUUCAACUCUAUAUAGUGACUGUAAUUCCCGGCU